AUGGAUAUCCAACCGUGGUCGCUCCACCAGUUGGAUCAGUUGGACGAGGAUAAAGACUCGUCGACGGUUUUAGGGAUAAUCGAACGCGCGCAACGCGAGCGAGACAUUUUAAAUAGUAUCGAAGGAGGAAGGGCGAAUCAAAACAAUAAUACCGGUGGGGGGACUUUCACGACGUUAACGACGACGACGACGCAACCGUUUCGACGGACGUCGUUCUUACCGAAAAUUACGUACGCGAGGUGCGUGAGAGGCGGAGGGCGAUACACGAAGAACGUGAGGAGGUUCGGGUCGUUCGAUAACUUGUUAGUCCCGAACCCGGAGGACGACGGGCUGUCCUCGUCGAUUAGUUUGAACGAAUUAGCACAAAAUAAUAACGGAGGAGGAGGGUUGCGAAGGUCUGCCUCGAAUCAAGAUAUCAGCAUGAAUACGUUUAACAAUAAUAACAACGCCAAAGGCGAUUCGGAUUCAGAGUACGGAGAAGUGACGACGAGCGCUUUCAAUGCCGCCGCCACGGGAGCGCCCGAUGAUCAACAAAGAGACGACGGCGGUGGCGGACCGCCCGUAUUCAAAACAACAACAACGACAACAGCGAAUAGAAUCAACAAUUAUAACGCGUCAGCCACGAAAUCGAAUUCCGGCGCGUCUGGGAACGGGACAGGGUACGUUCAAGACGCCUCGGAUUUUGACCGGGUUUUAAUUGAAGCGUGGGAAGAUCGGUUUGCGGGAGGGUUAUUUCGAUACGACGUCACCGCCGUACUCACGCGACUCAUCGAAGGCCCGUCUCGAUAUGUCGCGCAAUACAACGAAGGGAGAGCGACGAAGAAACGACAAACGGAGUUCAAAAUGGAUCUCGUGUGUCAAGAAUUCGAUGGGAAAAAGUUCAAUUUUACCAAAGCCGAUCAAAAAGAAGUGCUGUUUACUUUUGAGGAACAAGACGAAGACGAGGAAGAAAACGAGAACGAGGAACCGGGACGAACGGAGUUUAUCGAGCGAGGUGAAAUCAGUAAAUCGCCAAAUUUAGUCCUGAUCAACGUCUCUCCGAUCGAGUACGGACACGUUUUGUUGUGCCCCAGAGUCUCCGAGAUGCUUCCGCAACAGAUUUUCGCGGAUGCUUUGAUUCCUCCUCUGCGAAUGUGCGCGGAGAGUAAAAAUCCGUACUUUCGAGUCGGAUAUAACUCUUUAGGUGCGUAUGCAACCAUCAACCACCUCCAUUUCCAAGCGUACUAUUUGAUGGAGGCCUUCCCGAUCGAACGCGCGUUAUCCAAACCGUUCGCCGAGGAUGUGUUCAAAAACCCAAAACGACCGAUGGGUAAACAAGUCCACGCGGAGUGUUUACGCGUGUACGAUUACCCGGUGAGAUGCAUCGUCUUUGAACUCGGAAGUAAAGGCUUCGUGGAUUUAGCGAAGUGGAUCGGAAGAGCCUGCAGUCGUUUGCAGAAGAGAAACAUCCCGUUUAAUUUGUUAAUGACCGAUCACGGCGCGAGAGUGUUUUUAAUUCCGCAAAUCUUCUCGCACAAGAUUGCGCAAAACAAAAUUCCAGAAUGGAUCGUUGAUACUGGAAUUAACCCGGCGGUGUUUGAAAUCUCCGGACACAUGCUCUUCAAACGCGAGGAAGAUUACGAAAUCUGCUCCGAGGCGAUGGCGUCGGAAAUAUUAGCGAGCGCGAGUAUUGAAGAGGAUGAAUUUUGCGAUUUAAUGCGAGAGGUUUUAGAUCGCGAGAGAAUCGAGGAAGGAGAAGAAGAAAGCAACGAAGAUGGCGACGACAACAACGAAAACAAAAACAAGGCGCGGAGGAGCGAAGAGGAAGGGAGUGCGCAGAUGACGGUGAAACUGUAA
Bathycoccus prasinos is the source of this 1836-nucleotide messenger RNA. RefSeq lists its product with no specific name. Gene Ontology annotation, biological process: glucose metabolic process. Gene Ontology annotation, cellular component: cytoplasm. Lineage: Eukaryota; Viridiplantae; Chlorophyta; Mamiellophyceae; Mamiellales; Bathycoccaceae. The record is from RefSeq and is a predicted model, not a curated record. Bases 1 to 1836 code for a protein of 611 amino acids. Gene Ontology annotation, molecular function: GDP-D-glucose phosphorylase activity. The transcript has a single exon.